Molecule: messenger RNA, 1356 nt
Organism: Pedinophyceae sp. YPF-701
Lineage: Eukaryota; Viridiplantae; Chlorophyta; Pedinophyceae
Source: the annotation of a GenBank genome assembly
AUGGGCGCCGUCACGCCUCUCGCGAUGGGCGCCGCGGCGUCCUGGGAGGCAGCACUGGCGGGGGCCUGCGGCAUACGUGCGCUCCACGUCGACGACUUGCAGAAUCCGUGGGACGCGUGGGAUCUUCCGAGCGCGAUGGCGUCGAUUCGCUCGCGGGUGGUCGGCUGCGUGGACCAGGACGCGCUGGCAGCGUCGCCAUUCUACGGACCGCCCUCGCGCGUGGCCCCGCCUUUCGUGCGGUACGCGCUGGCGGCCGCGAUCGAGGCAGCACACGAGGCCCGCCUGCUGCGCGGUCCGCUCGGCGGCGCCGCGGCGGCGGACGACGCCGGCAGCGACUCGGGGCAGAGGGUGGCCUUGACCGACGGGGCGGCGGAGCUGGCGGAGCGCGGGCGGAUCGGCGUGCUCAUCGGCGCGGGAAUGAGCUCGUCCGCGGAGAUGGGGGCGGCGGGCGCGCUCAUCGCGGCGGGUCGCGCCCGGCGCCUGGGGCCCUACUUUGUCCCGCGCGUGCUGCCCAACAUGGCCGCCGGCGUCGUGAGCAUGCUCCUCGGCCUCCGCGGACCCAUCGCGUCGCCGAGCACGGCGUGCGCGACGGGCGCCCACGCCAUCGGCGACGCCUUCCGGAUCGUGGCGCGGGGCGAGGCGGACAUGAUGAUCGCGGGCGGCACGGACGCGUGCAUCGACCCGCUGUCGUUCGCGGGCUUCAGUGCGAUGCGCGCGCUGUCGGUGGCGCGGAACGACGACCCCGCGCGGGCGAGCCGGCCCUUCGAUCGCGCCCGCGACGGCUUCGUCAUGGCGGAGGGCGCCGGCGCCGUGGUGCUGGAGUCGCUCGAGUCAGCGCGGGGGCGUGGCGCGCCCGUGCUGGCCGAGGUGCUCGGCUACGGGACGAGCGCCGACGCGUUCGCUGUGGCGCGGGGGCGGGACGACGGCGGGGGCGCGCAGGCCGCGAUGGCAGCCGCGCUGCGGGACGCCGGGCGGGGGGCGGAAGGCGUGGCGUAUUUGAACGCACACGCCACGUCGACGGUCGUGGGGGACGAGUCGGAGCUGCGCGCGAUCGCGGGGCUGUUCGGCGACCACGCGCGCAGCGGCGGCCUGCUCGUGUCGUCGACCAAGGGGGCGACCGGGCACCUGCUCGGGGCGGCGGGCGCGGUGGAGGCGAUCUUUGCCGCCAAGGCUGCCACGUCGGGCGUGGCGCCGCCGACCCUCAACCUGCUGGAUCCCGACCCCGCGGGCGGCGUUGCGGGGCUGAUUGGCGCGCGGACGGCGUUCCCGCGGGGGCCGGGCGUCACGGUGAGCAACUCGUUCGGGUUCGGCGGCGCCAACGUGAGCCUGGUGUUCGCCCCCGCGCCGGCGAGCUAG